GGGCUUCCCGCGCGGCCAUGGCGGCGCCCGCCUACCCCGCCUGGGUGACGCGCUGGGUGUCGGGGCAGUGGCGGAACAAGAAGCGGCCCCCGGCGCUCCGCCCGCCCCGGGCUCUGGCGCUGGCCGACAAGGUGGCGAACCGCCGGGAGGAGGCGACAGAGGCAACGUGCAUUACGGAGAUGUCAGUAAUGAUGGCCUGCUGGAAGCAGAAUGACUUCAACGACGCGCCUUGUGCCGAGGAGAUCAGGAUGUUCUAUGACUGCGUGGCAAAGGCAGAAAAAGAGCGGAAGAAUCAAAAUGAGGACACCAUGUCAUCCAGGGGAAAUUUGCCUUCAAGCAAAGUGAACAAGCUCCUGAAGAGAUUUCCUCAGAUCACACGUUAUGUAUAAUGUACUUUAUAAAAGGGACUGUUGCCAAGCAAUUAAAGUUGGGGUCUUGGUCAAAAAAAAGGAAAGUCAAUUUAAGUAAUGGUUUGAUGCAGGUGGUGUGUGAAUCUUGACCCUGCUUUUGAUUCCAGAGCAAAAACCAGCCAUCUUGAGUAUCAGCUGAUUUUGUUCAUGAGACUCAUGGGUCUUGCAGCGUGUUGUUCAGCUUGCCUACUCAGGUCCUCACUGUUAAAUAAAACCUUCUAGGCAUUCAUGUAAAUGCAUUUCCUAACAGUGCACGACUUCUUCACAUGCAAGCUUCUUGUCCAGCUCUGGAGCCGCUAUCAAUAAGUGUUUGAGCUCAACAAACACUGAGCCAAGUUAGAAUUGCUAGUAAUGAUGGUAGUAAUUGAUGGUAUGAUGGCUUGUACUCUUAUGUGGAUGUAUACACAAUCUGGUGCCUUUUGAAAUUUUUAAAAUUUCCACUACUGUAAAAAAAGGCUGUAAAAUGUAGAAAAAAUCUCCAGCAAAAUACCUUGUUAAUACACAAUACAUUGGUAAGUAUCAAAUAUAACUUUAGUAUGGAAGUUUGUGAUUUUGACCCUCUGAUUUGCAGGUGGGACAGGUAUGGUGCCACAUUAGUUUGAUUAUUUUGUCUGUACUGUAAUAAAGCAAGACUGGUGUUUGACUUGGGCAA
Molecule: messenger RNA, 1062 nt
Organism: Taeniopygia guttata (zebra finch)
Lineage: Eukaryota; Metazoa; Chordata; Aves; Passeriformes; Estrildidae
Gene: CHCHD1
Product: coiled-coil-helix-coiled-coil-helix domain containing 1
Biological process (GO): mitochondrial translation
Cellular component (GO): mitochondrial ribosome; nucleoplasm; mitochondrion
Molecular function (GO): RNA binding
Source: RefSeq, marked validated